This is a messenger RNA of Fonsecaea multimorphosa CBS 102226, 768 nucleotides long. RefSeq lists its product as uncharacterized. Gene Ontology annotation, molecular function: acyltransferase activity, transferring groups other than amino-acyl groups. Bases 1 to 768 code for a protein of 255 amino acids. The transcript is spliced from 2 exons. The record is from RefSeq and is a predicted model, not a curated record. NCBI's taxonomy places the organism in Eukaryota, Fungi, Ascomycota, Eurotiomycetes, Chaetothyriales, Herpotrichiellaceae.
AUGGCUCUUCCUAGUGCUGCCGUUCCCAUGCUGGACGCUGCAAUCGUCCACGAGAAACCAAGUCCGACCGCUGCUGCAAAGGUCUCCCUGACCGCCCCGAACAAGGACCAAGUCCGCGUCGUCGCCCCGCACGAGUACAAACAGGCCGCGGCAUGCUUGGCUGAGGCGUUUCGACUCGACAACAUCGUCCGCUAUGCCAUCGACACGCCGGACCGCAUGCAUAUGACGGAAGAGGAGCGCUUCGAAUUGCACAAAGCCUCCAUGGAGUACGUCACCUAUGCUCAUUGUCUCCAGGGAUUGGUCUUGACGGUUGGUGAGAACUUUGAUUGCGUUGCUUUGUGGCUGCCCCCAGGCAAAAACAUCGACGACUGGUUCACCAUCCUUCGCAGCGGCAUGUGGCGAUUGAGCUGGAAGCUGUCCAAGGAAGGCAAGGUGCGGUUCUUCGAUGAGUUCUUGCCCCUGUUGCAUCAUACCAAGCAGGAAAUCUUGGGAGAGAGGGACAACAACUCCUGGUAUCUGAACUAUAUCGGAACCAAGCCGGCGGCACGCGGCCGUGGUUAUGCCCGAAAGCUGAUUGAACACGUCACUAAGAUGGCCGAUACCGAGGGGCUGCCCUGCUACCUGGAGAGCUCGCACGAUAUCAACAUCAUCAUCUAUGGCAAGUUGGGUUUUGAGCUGCGCAAGCACAUCUACCUGCAACGCGCUGCGGGGAAGGAGCUGAGGAUGGAUGUCAUGGUUAGGGAGCCGGUUGAUCCGGAGAAGAAGUAG